This is a messenger RNA of Ilex paraguariensis (yerba mate), 650 nucleotides long. The record is from the annotation of a GenBank genome assembly. Lineage: Eukaryota; Viridiplantae; Streptophyta; Magnoliopsida; Aquifoliales; Aquifoliaceae.
AUGAAAGCCGUUCUUGUGCGAACCGGUUCAGUCCCGGUUCUUCCUUCGUUAUUGGGCGGUUCACCGAGAGUUUCUCUCUCCGUUCACGACUCCAUUUCCGGCGAGAAAAACCACUUUUCUUCUCCGAAGACUGGUCUGCGUUUGGAGGUCAAUCGUCGAAGCGUUAUGCGAAGGGCUUUGUCGGAAACAGAUGUUGUCAGAUUGGAAACUGAGGCUUCCUGUAAGUUCUCGAAGUUGAGCGGCAUCGGAUCGCUGAAAAUACGGGAGGAAGAGUAUGUAGAAAACGAUGACGAGGUGGUUUUUAGAGGAAUUGGAUCUUUGACUUUGGCGGAGAGAGAUUUUGAUCGGAGGAACUAUAAAGAAGAUUGGCCGGCAAGUGCGAUUCCGAGCAAGAUCGGGGCAUAUUAUCAGGAGCUGCUGAAGUCAAAUCCUACAAAUUCUAUGCUGCUUAGAAACUACGGAAAAUACUUGCAUGAGGUGCAAAAAGAUACGGCUAAAGCGGAAGAGUACUACGGUAGAGCUAUAUUGGCGAGUCCUGGAGAUGGAGAAGUGCUAUCAUUAUAUGGAAAAUUGAUUUGGGAGACACAUAGAGACGAAGAUAGAGCCAAAUCAUACUUUGAUCAGGCUGUUCACGCCUCCCCUGAUGACUG